Messenger RNA from Papilio xuthus (Asian swallowtail), 6578 nucleotides. Its product is annotated as rotatin. Lineage: Eukaryota; Metazoa; Arthropoda; Insecta; Lepidoptera; Papilionidae. The transcript is spliced from 33 exons. Gene Ontology annotation, cellular component: centriole; ciliary basal body; centrosome. Bases 185 to 6211 code for a protein of 2008 amino acids. The record is from RefSeq and is a predicted model, not a curated record. Gene Ontology annotation, biological process: ciliary basal body organization; centriole-centriole cohesion; centriole replication.
CAAAGUCAAUCAGGACUGAAUUACAGAACUUAUAACGGUUUAUAAACCAUUAUUUUUUCUUCCUUUAUAUUAUUUUACCUCUAAAAUAUGUUCCAAUUCGAAGAUUAAACACGAUUUCUUAUAAACGAAUUAUAUUUCGUCUUAGAAAUCUGAAAGUUGCCUUUUGUAAAUUAAGAUCGGUUCAAUGGAAGUAUUAUCAAGUUACAUUAAAAAACUGGAUCACCCGUUAAAAGAAAUAAGGGAGAGAUCACUGCAAUUAUUAACAGAAAAAUUGAAAUUGGGAUGGCAGUUGGAAGAUGAACUUUCUUCUACUCGGAAACUCUUGGAAUGUUUGUUGGCAUGGUUUCAAGUUCAAAAACCAACUUUGCAAUGUGAAGCUUUAUGUCUUCUAUUAACAGCAAUUAAGACUAAGAGUGGAUCAUAUAUUGUUAAAGAAAUGGGUAUUAAUAAAAUGCUAAAUGACUUAAAGGAAAUAAAGAAUAAAGUAGAUACUGAAGCAUUGGUUUUGUUUGAUGAUGUGGUUGAUACAUUGUAUUUCUUAAAAACUGUGGAGUCGGAGAAUGAUUUAGUACCACCACUUAUUUUGGGAUCUAGUACAAGUUCUGAAAGUACACAGGGGUUAAAUGGCGAUUAUCAUAAUUCACCUCACCAAGAGGACUUGACUAACCAGCAAGACUUAUUCAGCUUGAAAUAUGAUAGGAGAGCAAAUAGUUCAACAAUGUCAAUGACAUCAGAUGGUAUCAAAGUAUUAUUAUUCCCCUGGGUUGAUAUUUGUCCAUCUGAUUUGAAGACAAUUGUUUUGCUAGAAGAUGCAUUGAAAGUAGUGAAAUCAAUAAGAAGAUGCUGUAGGUUCAUAUGUGAUGUAUUUUUAAAAGACUUUCCACCAGAAAUAUUUCUUAAUAGGCCUACUAUUGUAAAUACACUGGUGAUGAUGGCAGAUGGACAAAAAACUAGUCAUCCCGGAGAAGCACUGUAUGUUUUGCGCUGUAUUACUCAUGCCUUACAUCAGAGACUUGAACAAUUAUUCUCCAUUGAAUUAGUUCAUACUAAAAAUAAGGUGUCUAUAGAAGUAAAAGAAUCAUAUGAUGAAGUGAAUGCUGAGUUGGAGAAAAUUGCAGGUGGAUUUAACCUACAAGGUGCGGAGGACUCAAUAACACCUCUCCGACAGAUCCCUGCACCAAUUUUUGCUUUAAACACUGCAUAUUCAGUACUAUCUAUAAUGUCCAGAAGCAUUGCUUUAUUAGAUCCUAAUGAAAGCGAAGUUCUAAACAUGAGACAAUUAAAUACAUGUUUGGAUUUGAUUGAUUCACUUAUUCAGUUAUUGUUAAAAUGUGUUUCUGAACAAUUCUGGAUAGCGGAACAUAGUUACAAAACACAUAAGGACAUAGCGCAUAAGACGUGCAUGUUAAUGCGCAUGUUAGGUGACCUUUUAAUAAAAUAUAGACAAUCCUUUAUGGAAAAUACAGACCGAGAUCAUCAUCGGAUAGCUUGGUUACGAUUGAUGUCUAUUGCUGAGAAACUUCUUGAUUGGGCUAAAAAAUCUCCCUUACCACCCUCUUCAAUGAUUGUCGCACUGCAAGCCUCUCAGUUGGAUCCAGUAAUUGAACUCCUUUACCCAGACUUGAGUAGAAGAAUCAAUGAUACUCUUUCGAAAUGUAAAUCAGCUUUAGAUCAAGAACACAAAAAUAAAUAUAAAGCACUCAAAGAGUUAUACACGAGUAUGGAUUUUGCAGUUAAAUUUAUGAAGAAUAACAAUAUUGAUAGAAAUUUGAAGGAAGUUUUAAAGGAAAUUCAAAAUUCCAUUCCAAUUCUCGGUUUGCAACACAGUGAAGUUUUCUUGGAGGAUAUUUGCAAUAUUUUAUUAAUGAAGACAAAUAAUUUGUCUGAUGACAAUGACUGGUCUGUUGUCAGGAAUAUCGCACUGAAGUUAAUGUCUCAUAAUAUAGAAUGGGUUAAAGUGAAGUUUUAUCAAAAGUUGGAGGUUAUGGUGAAUUCGAUUUUGUUCAGUAAUGAGGUUUAUCAGAGUGAACAUGAGCAGUGUUUGAUGUUGCUUUGUGAUGUCGGUAUCUUAACUGAAAUUUGUUGCCAUGGAUUGUCAUCGAAUUUAGAACAGGUAAAAUCGAGUGCAUCAGAGAUUAUGCUGUAUUUGCUCCGCGGUAGAUUGGUGCUGAGCGAGAGUUGCUGGUGGCGGCUGCUGGCCAGCCUGCUGCCAAUCCUACCGCUAUUACACGUGUACGCCGCGCAUGACACACCUAUAGGAAAAGCGAUAUGCAAGUCUCUUGAACCCGAUAUAGUGGAACGUAUGGGCGUUUCAUUUGCGGAGAUGGUUAGCGGCUUGGCGAGGCUUUUGUUUGUCAAAUGCGUUGUUGUACAGUUGGAAGCGGCGCACUCGUUAUGUCGUCUUUUAGAUGAUGAUCAAUAUUUGCCCCCUCGAGAAUCACUCCGUUCUGAUUUAUUGUUGAAUGCACUACGAAGAGUGGAGCCGGAGGAAUUUAAUUUGGACUCCUCCUCCUCUUUCACGAAGAGUCCUCAGACUGCAGGUUUAGUUCAAAUAUUGGAAGUGUUGAAACAAGAUCUGCGUUGGGAGGGCGUGGGCAAGACGUACGUGGCGAAUACGUCGCGGCCCGGACUCGAGCCCUCACUGCGACGUAGUACGCUGCAGCAGCUGGCGGUACUGCUGCGUCAACACGACUCCCACGAUGUUUUCCUACAACAUGACGGAGUUAAUCUUGUCGUGUCUUUACUUAGAUUAUCGUUGAUGGUAGAGGAUUAUUUGGCGUUUCCAGAAUGUGCCAUCAGUUGCGUCUCUGUUCUAAAUAGUGUGUGCUUCGCUAGCCGACAUAAUUUAGUCAAGAUUACGGAUUUGCCUUUACUUUUGCUGAGAGUGAUCCUCGCGUUCCCGUCCAACGAGUCGUGCGUGUUGAUGUCGGCUCAGAUCUUGUCUCUGGUAGCGUGGUCGGGUUUCGUGCUGCAGGACAUCGACUCCUCGCGGCAGAAGGUCCCCGCGCUGCCCCACUGUGUCACCGAACGUACUUCCCUACCGUAUCAUGUAAACAGCUAUUGGAACACGAGUCCUAACGCAGAACAUUGUACUUUGGAAUGGUUACUAAGCGAAGAUGAAUGGCGCCGUUGUGUACGUAUACGUUGGUGGUGUACGUGGGCGGGGGGUGUGCGUGCUGUACGCACCGCCCUCGCCGCGCUGCCCCCGCUGCCUGCGCCCGCGCCCGCCCCGCACGACCUGGCACUCAUGCGCAGCGCCUGCGUCAUACAUAGUACCACUAAAGGUCUGCUGGCAUUGGAGAACGCCACCUCACAUGCACAAGUGUUGGAAGCGCUCGCAUUGCUACAGAGUCACGCAACGCUGGUGUGUAGUUCGUCGACAAGUCUAAAGGAGUAUGGUGCAUUGCCAUGGCAACACAUUCGUCGCUUCCUAUGCGCGCCGCCCGCCUCCACCAAUGACACCGCACUGCUCAUAGCUCUGCUACGGUUCAUUAUCUCUUAUAUGGAUAAUGUACCUUCCAACCGUACAACUAUGAGCUGGAUCAUAUCGUAUUUCAUAUGUAACGACGUAGCUGUGAUAUCUCUAUUGAGUCGUGACCGUCUCUAUCCACAACAAACUUCGCAAGAAGAUAUAGAAGUUAUCCAGCUACAUAUUCACAUAGUUAAGGUUAUCUGGCGAUGUGUAAGACUGCUUGAUAUCCAGGACGAAUAUGAUGAUAAGCGUAUGGAGAGCUUGCUGAAGAUUUUGUUGUCUUGUCUGGAAAAUAUUGAUAUGAAAAAUUUUCAUAUGCAAGGAUAUCUAAACGAGGUGAUGCGGUGUAUUCGAUAUGCGUUGUAUUCUCGCUACUGCCAUCUAUCUGAAGACACAUUAAUUGAAGCGCUAAAUAUAUUGACAAAGACAUUUUUUAACUGCGGAGUGGGAAGUGGCUUUAAGAGUCAGGGUUGUAAGGAAGACGCCCUGCUCGCUUUGAUGGCAAUACUCAGACAAAUAUAUGAAAAUGAUGUUCCCGUACAGAGAUGGAGCGAGGCGUGGUGCGGCGGCGCACUGCAAACGACCGCGGCGUGCGUGCGUUGCGAGCGCGCGAGCCUGCGAGCAGCCGCGCUGCACGUCAUGGCCGCGCUCACACAAUACACGCAGCUGCUGCCACAUAUCUUGCAAUGUAUAUCGAGCGAGUCAAUAUGUCAAUACGCGUUGAACAUUCUGCUGCGAUGUGGUGAAGCGAACAUCGUGCGCGCUGCGGCCGCCUCGCUGCUGGCCGCUGUCACUGCCCGCUCCACACCACACUCUACUGUUUUUGAAAAUGAUAUUAUUAUACAGCUAAAAGAAGCAGACUUUCUGGAGAGUUGUUUGCAAAUUUUCAUUGACUUUUGUGACGAGAAAAAAUAUCAAAAUUAUCUUCAGCCCAACAUGCCUUUAUCUGUAUUGGAGCGUCGAUCGGAGUUGGAGGUACGAGCACGUAAGAGCGGGGAACUCCGGCUGUCGCCGUCAGAGGAAGUCGUUCAGCCGCCACCGUCGGUAGACCUGGUGGUAGGCGUUGCAGAUGUUCUGCACAAUAUCAACGCCUUCAAAAACUGCCCUGUCGACGUGUGGAAUGAACAAGGAGUAUAUAGAAUCAUGUUCAGAUGUGCGUCAUGGAGUUGUGGCAACUUGGAGCAGCGUCACCGCGUUCGCGCCGCGGUUUGCCGCGCGCUCGCCGCGGCUGCGACGCGCAAAUGCGUGCGCGCAUCACUCGCCAAUACUAAAGACUGUCUGGUCAAUUUGCUCCUCACUUUGACAACGACUGACGAAGGCGACGAUGACGAGAAGUCCGCACGUACGCAGACGUUCUCAUUGCUCGCAGCUUUGUUACCGGAGCGCUCUGCCGGUGACGUCGUGUGGUCAGACCUUAUACACAGACAAGCCAUGCCCUUCUUUACUAUAGUGAUGCAUUCUCUACAGACAGACGAUGAUGAACUUCAAGACGCAGCGAUGCAUUGCCUGACGCAGCUGAUCAAAUCUGCAUCGAAUAAAAAACAUGCGGACAAAACUAGUGACGAAUCUUUCAUCGAAUUUUUCUCAAAUAUGAAAUAUGAGAAUGUGGUUCAAAGCGCUAGGUCGGGUGCCGGCGACUCGGGUCGCGACGACUGCCAGCCCGAGUAUCUGUGCGAGGAGUUGUGCAAGCUGCUCAUAAACACAUUCCAAGAACUAUUUGAUAAGAGAAAAUGCGAAGCCAGCCAAGAGGAGGCGUGGGUGCGCGUGAGUUCAUGCCUGUGCGUGUUGGUGUCGUGCUGCGCGCGCUGCCGGGCGUACGGCACGCACCGGCAGUUGCCGCGCGCGUUGCUGGCCGCGUUGAGGGUGACGCGCGACCACCUCGCCAUGCACGGCAAGCCCGCUGACGUCAUCAGGAACGCUAACCAUGAACCAGUUCUGAACACAUUGUAUUGGCUGCUAACCUUAAUAAGCAGUUUGAUGUUGGACUGCCCGGCCGCUAAGGAAGCCUUUGCAGAUAAUAUAACUUGCAGCCUCAACAAGCUGUGGCCGUGGUGCAUGAUGACGGAACAGCUGAGGACCGCCAUCAUGCAUCUAUUGGUCACAUUUACCAAUGAUUGCCCCAAAGCGUGGGCGUGCAUGUGUGCGUGCGUGGGCGGACGCAAUCUGGUAGGCGAGGUGUGCCGUGUUGUGGGGCGCGGCGGCGGGCCGCUGCUGCCCGCGCUGCGCACGCUGCGACACUGCGCCGCGCACCACCACUGCAGGGCCAUACUGCUAAAGAGCGAAGUAUUAUCAUUCAUGAGUAAGACGUGCGGUCGUGGGGCCUCGUGGAGCGCGGCGUGCGGUGCGUGGGCGCGGCUGUGCACGGCGCUGGCGCGGCAUGCUGACGGGGGAGCGGCGCUGCUGGCGCUACCGGCGCUGCGUCCACCGCACCCGCGCCUUCUGCCCGCGCUCACGCACGCCGCGCACCACCACCGCGCCGCAUUCCUGCACGCACCGGAUCUGUUGGAGUUCCUGUCCGCGGCGCUGUUGACGGGCAACACGUCAGAGGUGGUGCUAGCCGCGCGCGCCGCCUGGGCACUCGCCGCCAACAAUCACAGGGCAAAACUAGUACUGCGAGGGGCUGGAGUGACCUCGGCUGUGCAGUCAGCGCUGCAGCGGCACCAUCGGUCGACUGCAGAAGAUGCACAGCAAGCGCUGCAGCUCCUCACAUAUACAUACAAUGUGCUGCAAGCCAUGUGACAAAGCCUUAUUGUGAAACAAUAUGAUAAUGGGUAGUCAGUAUUUGGAACUAUAUGUUUUAUAAUUAAUGAACAUUCCUUAGUUAGUAGUUAUACUUAAAAAGACUAUAUUUGUAAUUUCGUUGUCUCACGAAAGAUUGGAGCCGAUUAUGGUUUGCAAUUUCACUUCUCUAUUCUAAUGAAUUAUUUUAUGAACAGUGUUAUCUCUACUAAAAAGUCUGAAUUACGAGUUUUUAUAUUGUUUGUAAAAGAAGUAAAACAGAUCUACAUCUUAUGCAUUUGUAAACCUUUUUGUAUUCUUUUGUAUCUUUUGAUGAAGUAUUGUGAUAGUCAUUUUUUUUAACCGACUUCAAAACUGAGGAGGUUCU